AUGGCAGACCGGGGCCAGACGGUGCGGGUGACCGGUUUGCCCACAGAAAUAGAGCUGGAAAAGCUGGAAGACAAACUGUGCAUCCAUUUCCAGAGGAGCAAAAACGGAGGGGGAGAUGUGGCGUCUGUGACAACGGUCAAAACAUCUCCUGACUUUGCACUCAUCACCUUUGAGGACAGCAGAGUGGCACAGAGGGUCAUUCAACAAACACAACACUUUCUGGAGGUGGACGGAAAGAGAUUCAACUUGACAGUGAAGGAGCAUCCGGGACACCAGCUCCAAGACAAGAUCAUUAUAAAUCUCUCAGCUACUGUUGACUGCAGCCAAUUCUCUGCGGCAAAGAAGACACUGAGUGGCCUCAAUAAAAAACAUCCUGAUGUCCAAAUGAACUACGAUUCAGCUCGGGAACUUUGCACAUUAUGUGGCAGCUACUCUGCAGUCCAAGCAGUUUUAUCUCAGGUGCUGGGCCAAAAUGGACUCCUACAAACAAAAGAAUCAGUGAAGAUGACCACAUGUGAACUGACCAUAUGUCCGACCUGUGCGAGCUAUCUGCACGUUGCAUGCAGGACGUGUGAAGCAGAGGAGCGGAAAGCACGGGGCAUAAAGGGAACCAUGACCUAUGCGACUCUGCCCAUGAGUUUACCAGGACAUAUCAAGCAUCCAGUGGUCAAGAUCACCUACUCCAUUCCAGACGGCAUUCAAGGGGAGUCUGAUGUGUUUCCGGGACAGCCAUUCAAAGGGGGUACAUUUGAGGCGUUUCUCCCUGACUGUGAGCCAACGCGAAAGCUGCUGCCCCGACUGCAGGAGGCCUUAAGUAGGGGCCACACCUUCGCUGUGAUCGGGGGCAGAGUGCAGUGGGACAGCAUCCCACACAAGACCAGCCUCCAAGAGGGGAAGGCGGCAAGUGGGUAUCCAGACUCGACUUACCUGAGCCGCAUGUCGGAGGUCUUGACAAGCCUCGGAAUCCCGUAG
This is a messenger RNA of Knipowitschia caucasica, 972 nucleotides long. Lineage: Eukaryota; Metazoa; Chordata; Actinopteri; Gobiiformes; Gobiidae. The record is from the annotation of a GenBank genome assembly.